UGAGAUUCUCUGUAAUGGUGUAAGUUUGUCAGGGGCCAGCAGUUCAGUGGUGGCCAGUCCUCAGUCAAUAGCUGCUGGUGCAAGCAUUGAGGGGACGCUUUACAGCUCUCCUCUACCUCAACAGGGUGGGGGGGUGUCAGCUACAACAACUGGGGCCAUCAGUCUGGAAGGCUUUGAGGCUUCCUUUGGAAGCCAGUUCUCUGAUCUCAUCAAUGAUUUCAUCUCAGUUGAGGGUUCUGGAGGUGGGGUGGGGGCGGCUGUGACUGGGGUUCUGAUGCCCCAGGAGGGGGCAGCUGGAGAGGAGCAGGGCACAGGAGCAAGCCACCUGCAGGGCUCAGAGGUGGAGCAGGGAGCUCUGGGACUGCUCCAGGAGACUGGGAGGCUGUUUGGUGUGACAGACUACUCCCCAGAGUGGUCUUAUCCAGAGGGUGGAGUGAAGGUGCUGAUCACAGGUCCGUGGUUGGAGUCAGGCAGUGAGUACAGCUGUCUCUUUGACCACAUCAGUGUCCCUGCUGCCCUCAUCCAGCCCGGGGUGCUGCGCUGCUACUGCCCAGCCCAUGACACAGGACUGGUGAUGCUGCAGGUAGCUAUGGGUGGUGAGGUCAUCUCUUCCUCUGUGGUGUUUGAAUACAAGGCGCGUGACCUUCCUGCCCUGCCAUCUUCUCAGCAUGACUGGUUAUCCCUUGAUGAUACGCAGUUUAGGAUGUCCAUCCUGGAGCGUCUGGAGCAGAUGGAACAGAGAAUGGCUGAGAUAACCAAUCAGAACUCCAGCUCAGCAACCAUGGCAACCAAGGGUGGAGGAGUGGAGGGAGGAGGAGCCACUGAUCAGCAGUCUCAAAUUUCUACUGAUCAGGGUUCGUUCGAGGGUCGUGUUGUAGUGGUGUGUGAGAAGAUGAUGUCUCAGCCAUGCUGGGCUUCAUCUAAUCAGCUUGUCCACAGUAAGAACUCCAGAGGAAUGACCUUACUGCAUCUGGCUGCAGCUCAGGGCUAUGCAGGGCUCAUUCAAACACUCAUUCGCUGGCGCACAAAGCAUGCCGACAGCAUUGACCUUGAGCUCGAGGUGGAUCCUCUCAACGUAGAUCACUUCUCCUGUACUCCAUUGAUGUGGGCAUGUGCUCUGGGCCACACUGAGGCAGCAUUGGUACUUUACCAGUGGGACCCAAGAGCUCUGGUUAUUCCUGAUUCGCUGGGGCGCUUGCCGCUCAACAUCGCACGAUCUCGGGGCCAUACUCGAUUGGCUGAGCUCUUAGAGCAGCUGCAACAGACUCCUCAGGCUCAGGGCCAGCCUGCUGACACUUGGAUGGACAGAUGGAGAGGAGAGUCACAGACCAGCAGAAUAAGCAACAGCCCUACCCCAAACCCUAGUUCAGAGCUUAGGAGAGCCAGGACAGAGAACCAGCCAGACAACCAUAACCCGAGCUGGAGCCAAACAGGACACCGAAUCCAACAGGGAACCCAGGGAGAACAGGGAGGCCCACCCCCAGCCAAGAGACUCAAACCCAGCCCUGACACCCAGCAACAGCUAGCUAACUCAACCCCUGGCCCCAACACCCUCACCUCCCUCCUCAACUCAUCCCCCAGUCCUAACCCCCAACGCUCUCUCCUCCCAAACACCCUUCAAACUCAACCCUCCAACCUCAGCUGUCAGAACGCACCUCCUGCCAGCUCCAGCCCGAACCGCCCUCAGCUCCCCAGCACGCCAUUCUCCCACCUGCAGGCCAGGAUAGGGGGGUCUGGAGGGGGCACCAGGUGGAGUCUGAGACAGACUCUGGGCCAGCGUGGCCUAGCCAGGAGGAUUCUGGGAAAAGAACGACUGGCCAUUCACCUGCACCAAAGAGUGCUAUCUGACAGGGGAGAGGAGACAGAGCUGCUGACCUAUCAGGAUAACACAGAGGACUUGCAGAUGGACAUUACGAUGCUAGCUGAUCACAUCAUGGAGGCUUCAACUGUUAGGCUUAAGCAGGAGGCUAUGGAGACUGAAACAGACUCUGGGAAGGUGGGGCUCAGCAGUGAUGUCAGGUUACUGUCUGGUUACCUUGGUGAGGUGGAGAGGUUUCUAAACUCCAGGUCCCAGACUCCUAGCCCCAAACCAAACUCUCUCUCAGGGCCCGAGGAUCAGCAGAGUCCUCAGGCUAAGCAAGCCCUUUCCUCCCCCUUUGACUGGACCUCCUUCCUCUGUGCAGCCAUGAAAGAGGAGAGGUUGAAAACGGACUCCUGUCUAUCCAUGACUGAGGCAGAGCAUGGAGAGCUCUAUGAGACCAUCAGGCAUGCUCUGCACUCCCUCAGAAAACACAAGGGUCCCAUUCAGGAACAACGCAAAGAGAUUGCAGCAGUGAUUCAGCGCUGCUAUAAAAGAUACAAGCAGUAUGCACUUUAUAAGAGGAUGACCCUGGCAGCCAUCCUGAUCCAGAGUCGUUUCCGGAGUUUCCAUGAGCAGAGGAAGUUCCAACAGAGUCGUAGAGCAGCGGUCCUCAUCCAGCAAUACUACCGCUCCUAUAGACACUCCCUUGGCAGCCUCCACACGAAAAAACAGAACCAGGCUGCUCGCAAGAUCCUGAGAUUCCUGCUCCGAUGCCGCCACAGCCCCUUGAUGGACCAUAGGCCUCUGAAACGGGGCCAGAGAGCAGAGAAAGGCCAGGGGUCCUGAGAGCCCACCGCCAGACCCCACACAUAGCCCCCUCAGCCUGUGAGCAAUCUAUAAACCCUCCCCGUCCUCCAUCUUCUCCUUUUUCCUUUCUUCCAUCCUCCCGAAAACUCCCUAUCUUUUCCAUUCCCCAACCCCUUCUCCUGCCCUUUCCAUUCCUUUCCUCCCUCCUUCUGUCUCACCCUUUCUCCCCUCUUCUCUCAAGAGGGAAAAAAACUCUUCCCAGACAGACUGAGGACAGGAUAGGUGUCCAUCAUGGCAGCUCAGACAGACAGAGCCCAGGGACCUGGCUCUGCCCACAGCACUGAUCCUCCUCCACAGUUUCACUGGGAGGCCAUCACAUUAACCUCAUGGCAUUCUUUGCACUCUUCAUGGGUAUGUUUCUUUGCAAAAGCAAGUCGACAAGUCAGACGGGAGAACACGAGGAAGCGCCUGAAGACGACAUCCUGGCAUUAAUGGCAGCGUCUGGACGUGCUCCGGUGAACAGCUGGCUCAAGAUAAAGGCUAUUUUGACAUGCAGAAAAUAUACAAAACAUUUCCUGUUUUGUAUAUAAACAGUAAUCCAUGAAAGAAAAAGAAAAACAUAAACCAAAAAACACUCUUCUAUGUUGCAUUUGCAUGCAAGGUUUUUCCGCUUAUUCCUCCUCUCCAUCAUCCUGAAGAUCUAUAGUGGCAAAUCAUUCUGCUGAUUCAGUAUUUCACAACCAACCACUCUGACUCACAGGCUUACAAACCUAUUAAUCAGUCACCCGAUCAAAAGGGGAGGAACUGCACUUGAAUGUAAGAGGGGCAUUGUUAGAUAAGGAUUUGGGUCUGAAUAACGAUGUCUUAAUUUGUUACAUGGACUUUGUAUGGAGUCGUUCUCAGAGGCAGCACUUUGCUCGCCUGACGUGGUGUGUCCGUGUUUGUUCAAUUCAAUGCAUGUAUUUGAGCUACAAGCUCCUGCAUGCUUGCCAAACUGCUUUAGUGUUGUUUCUUUUGUAUUUCUAUGUGAAGUUGUGUCUCACUUACGUCCUCAUCAACUUAUCCUUGCCCUGUUUAAUGUGAACUGUGUAAGGAAAAAUUACUCAUUUUGGGUGCUUUUUUUACUUUAUUUAUUUAAGGGUCUAAUAAUUUAUUUAAUUGGCUCAAGAGUGGUUCAGCUUGAGACUGGUUUCCCCCCCUUGUGUGGUAAAAUAUGACAUGUUCCAAUGGUUAAAUGUCUCUGUUAGUUUGUUCUUUGCGUGAACCUCUAAAUCCUAACUGUGGUUUUGAGGAGAGAGUCACAUACCAUUGCCUUGACUUCUUCUUGACUUUGAGAGGUCUCUAUGCUUGCUCUGUAAAGGACAUGGGUCAUAUACCUGCCCCUAUAUGGGGCAUUGGUCCCCAUAUUAGCCCAUAUGGGCGAUCAAAUCCGUAUUUUGGACUAUUGCAUAUUCCUGUAUAUAAACUGACGAGGUAAGGGGAUACGAGGACCCUGAAACUUUUUCAUAAGAGGACUGUAUUUAAGAUUAUAAAUUAUUUUACUCCCAUAAUGAGAACUUAAGACAGAGACCUGGGUACACAGGAUGGCUGUAUUGCUUGUAAAUAAUGUAGAUAUUGCAAACGGAGUAAUGUGCAUGAGAUUUAAGACAAAGAAAAAGAAAAAAGAACAUGUUAGUGGCUAUGGACUGUGAGAGGAUUUUAACUGCUUCACUUUAAGAGUAUCCAGUAUAAGUGUUACUGAAAAGAACAUUUUGUUAAAGCAUGCAACUGAAAAAUCUAAUGUUAGAAUUAUAAGUGGGAAAACAAAGUUAGCUGAAACAAUGAUCUUUCAGACAAAACAUUUACACUUUGUGCUUUUGUUUCUUGGCUAGCAAAAAUGAAACCCUUUUUGCCAGUAGUGCCAAUUAUUAUGAAUGCUAUUUUUCCUAACAAUAUGUUAUGUUGGGGAAACCAACACCCAAAAGAUAGCAGUAAAAUCCACAGAGGCAACACACACACAGACAAUAAACAGUAGAAGAGAUUUAGUACUAGCUCAACCAUAGACAACUUCUGAUGUUUGCCUAAGGCAGACUUAAGUGUAGACGACGAUGAUGCAAGUAUGAAAAUGAUAAUAAUGGUGAUAAAGAUGAUGAUGGCCGUUUUAAUAUGAAUGCAAUGAAUGGUGACCCAAAACGGAUGAGGGUGCUACAUUCUUUACAAUAUGGUUGUGCUUCAGCAACAUACUAGCUUUUAUUAAGACCAUUAAUCACACCUACAGCGGAUCCAGCCUGGCCUCCAGUCAAAGCUUUCCAUCUUCAAACAGAAUGUCUCCUCCCCCCGCUUUUUACAUAUCAUUUGAUUAAUUUUUAUUUUCUCCUCAUUGUCACUGCCAUUAUGAUACGACGUCUACUUUAGACUUCUGGAAAGCUCUGUUUAGAAAGUGCCUGCUCAAUAACAGAAAAGUGCAAGCUAAUAUCAGGAAAUGUCUAUUGUAUGUCCUCCAAAAGGUUGCCAGUUACUUGUUUAUUUUCCUAAAUUGUGUGUUAAAAAUGAACUUGACAGUGUUGAACUUGAUCCGAGUCUAAGUUAGAAGCUCGUAUUUGUCAGUGGUAUGAAUGAAUGCUCAUGGCCUGAUUGAUGCUAUGUGUUGCUUUAUGAGACAAACCAGUAAUUACAGUUUCACUUUAUGCCCCACUUGUGUGUCAGUUGUGCAGUAUCAGAACAAGAAAAACCAUAGAAUUCAGCCUCUGUGUAUGAAAGGCACUGUCACGAGUCUAUUCAAGGUCCCAGUGUUGCUGUUGGGAAAAAGAUGCGUUCUCUAGCAGGGACUCGCUUUGUCUGUCUUUCCUUAAAAAAUUGUUCUUGCAGCAUUUAAGUGAAAGUAUAACCCAACAGUUUUCCAGAGGACAAAAUAGCUGUCACUUUCUUUCUUUGUCUUUCUCUUUCACUCACGUUCUCUCUCUUCUCACACACACACACACACACACACACACACACACACACACACACACACGUCAAUACAUACAUACAGUACACAAAUGUACACAGACACAAAAAAUGCCACACUCUUUCUCUCUGUGCUUAUGUCUUUGGGAACAAUUAAAUCUCUCCCUUAGAUUUUACUCAGGGUUAAAGAACAGGGAGAUGGUAUGUGGAGUGUGAUGCUCGCCGACACAGAGUUGUACCGCUACUGGUGACUGUGUAUAUUGUAUGCAUAUAUGUAUGUGUACAUAUUUGUGUAGGUUAGGGAUACUCCAGUUGUUCAUUCACUAAUCUAGUAUCUACAAAUUUUAAAAUAAUGUUCUUGAUUGACGCACUCCUUCGGAGUCUCAUUUUGUGAAGCAGCAAAUGUGAUGUUUGUUUCAUCCGAGGUGUGUUUGCAUCACUUUUUCUACAAGAAAAAAAAAUCUCCAAAUCCCAUAUUUUAUAGGAUUCCGUUUGAUUAUAAACUAAAUUUAAAGCAAGUAAUGAGUGAUAUUUCUAUUUCUAUACUUGCUCUUGUUUUAAACGCACAAGAUUCUUGAUACAAGUAAUUCUUAAAUAAAAAUAGGUAACGGCCAUGUAUCACCUCAAUUUUCUUAAUUAAAAAAAGUUGUAAGAGAUAGUAUAUUUAAAGAUUUACAAUUGGAAACAUCUCUAUAAUGUGUGUUUCACAUGUUUCCUCAAUUUUUAUCACACUGAGAGACAGCCAUGGUUAGGAUGGCACUGUCAGGAGAUUCCUGUUACGAUAUCACUUAAGCAUCCUCUUAAACUGCCCCUCCUCUCACAUCAGCACAACUCAAGUCACAAAGAACACUGCUUUAGACUCCUUCAUAUAUUAUAUAAUAUAUAUGCACACACAGACAAAUAUACACACUCUCCAACAUCCAAAUGCUAGUGCUUAUCAACACACACACAGAAUACAUACUCAUACACAUGAAACUAGACACAGAUUGCAGAUAAUCCAUCAAUAUGUUCAUGUUUUUGGAGAGGACGGUGACUGUAAAAAGAGUAUGUAGAGUAGAAAAAGUAAAAAAUACAAUGAAGAAAUAUUGCCAUAGUAGACAGCUGGUAGACAUGCACAGAGAUGGCCUCUGUUUUCAUAAGUCCGCCUAGAAAUGAAUGGUAUAACCUUUCAGGCCUUGUUUUGAGAGGGCGUGGCCAAACACCACAUUGCAUGCUAGAAUGGUAGACCCUUAUAGAUAAUCUAUGACUAGACCUCUCCUUGCCUUCCUCUUCUUUCACCCCGUCUUCCCUCUCUCUCUCGCUCUCUCUGUCUCUCUCUCUCUCUCAUUUCCUGUUGUAUUCCCACCUUGCCUGCUGUUGUGUUCUCCAUGCCUAUCUCAGUCUUUCAUUCCUGUUUUCUUUUCUUUUUUUGUAGCCUAGUUUUUACUUUGUUUGUUUUACAAACGUGCAUGCACAAGCAUCACUAAAUUGUUGAUGUUUUUAAAAGAAUAUUUUGUUGCUGAGGCCAUGCAAAGUGUUUUGAA
This is a messenger RNA of Perca flavescens (yellow perch), 7056 nucleotides long. RefSeq names its product calmodulin-binding transcription activator 1-like. The coding region runs from base 275 to 2647 and encodes 790 amino acids. Gene Ontology annotation, biological process: regulation of transcription by RNA polymerase II. Lineage: Eukaryota; Metazoa; Chordata; Actinopteri; Perciformes; Percidae. Gene Ontology annotation, cellular component: nucleus. Gene Ontology annotation, molecular function: double-stranded DNA binding; transcription coregulator activity; protein binding. The transcript has 15 exons. The record is from RefSeq and is a predicted model, not a curated record.